GUAGAGGGUUUUUCAGGCUCCCACUUUCUCAUUUUUGACGAAACAGGGAUUCAGGGUUUUUGCGCUGCAAGUUCAUCUUGGCUUUCUUUCGUGAUCGAUCGACGGGUAGCUUUUUAAUCGAUCUGCUCGUGGAGUGGGAUUUCUACUUCUUGUUCUCUUUUCUUUAUUUUUUUCGCGGGUAAUAAUUUUGACGAGCCGAGCCGUGGCAAUUAUUUUGACCAAGAUUGGCUCUGCCUCUCAAGAUUCUGCAUGUUCUUAACCCUCAUCGACAAUGUGCUGCUCCCCGCGGAGUAGGAGAGUAUUUAGUAGCAGCGUGGGGGUAUUCACUUACCCUUUCUGGCUUUUCCCCACUCUUUCUCCAAGCCCCCAAAACCCUCUUUUCCCCUCCUCCUCUUCUUCUUCCUCUGCUCUGCUCCCGGAUUCUGCUUUGCUUGUUGGUGUUGCUAGAGGAGAAGAGAAGAGGAAGGGGCAGAUCUAUCAUCUAUGGGCAACUGCAAGAGUUCAUCUCGGGCACUGCUAGGAAAAGCCCAUGUUGUUCCGGAUGCUGAAUGGAGGAUGCAGGACUUUGGAAAGACCCAUGUUCCAGAUCUAGAAUGGAGGAUUCAUGACUUCUCAUCGCUGCUUGAGACGGGAGCUAAGUCAGCAACAUCUGCCACUUUUCACUGCUCUGGGUAUAACUGGCACCUGCAAGUAAUUCCAAUGCAUAAAGAAACAGGUUCUGAAACGCCAUAUGUUGCUCUUCAUCUUAUGACAUCCCAAGAAAGGAUGGUGCCAGGUCACACGGUGCAUGUGGUUUUUGAGUUGUCAAUAUACAACCAUUCAAAAGGAAUGUACUGUGGAUGCAAAGCUGGCUGCAACUUUGAUUUCAAGAAUGCCCACUCGAAGGAAAAUUGCUUGAUUCCUCUCCAGGAGCUACUGAACUCAUCUGCUUUUCUAGUUGAUGAUAACUGUGUCUUUGCUGUGGAGAUAUUAAAAAUUGAUGCCUCUUCUCCUAAAAAGAAGGCUGUUGUGCUUCAGAAGAAAGCUACCACAGUUCAGAACCUAUUUGUCCAGAGGAAGGGGUUUGUCAAAGGGACAUACACUUGGACCAUGAACAAUUUCCUUGAACUGGACUUGAAGUACUUCGUCCGUUCUCCUACAUUUGAAGCUGGCGGACAGAAAUGGUACAUCGGCAUGUAUCCGCGUGGUGACUUGUACAGCACUGAUUGCCUCAGUUUGUACUUAUACCUGGAUGCCUGGGAUGAGCUCCGUCUUGAGUCCAAGAAGGUGGUUGUAAUGACUCUGUCCAUCCUGGACCAAAAGAAUGGGAAGCACUUGACUGUAACUUCAGGUCUCUGGGUGUUUACGGGUGGACAUGGCUUGGGAUGGGCUGAUUUCCUUAGACUCAGUCAACUCAAGGACCCUUCUGGAGGCUAUGUUGUGGGAUCGAGCUGCAUUGUGAAGCUAGAUGUUUACCUCAUGGCCUGAUGGAGAGAUAAUGCUAUUUAAUCCUAGCUACUAAUAACCGGACUUAUAUAUGAGACAAUGUUGUGGUAGCAGUACUAAGAACUUGUGGAAUGAUUAGUAGUAGUAAUGAAAGCCGGAUUUGAGAAGUGAGAUGAUUUCACGCAUAUAUAUUUCUACGUAUAUGUGUCGGACAGAAAUAUGUUACUGGAAGUACUUGUAUAUGCAUGGAUGAUACAGCUA
Triticum aestivum (bread wheat) is the source of this 1686-nucleotide messenger RNA. RefSeq lists its product as uncharacterized. The record is from RefSeq and is a predicted model, not a curated record. Lineage: Eukaryota; Viridiplantae; Streptophyta; Magnoliopsida; Poales; Poaceae. Gene Ontology annotation, molecular function: protein binding. The transcript is spliced from 7 exons. The coding region runs from base 484 to 1467 and encodes 327 amino acids.